AUGACACUUUGCUUUGAGUUAUUGAAUUUGAGACCAAAGUUUAUGAGAUUUGACAUUUGGCCUUUUGUCAUUGGUUAUAUUGCUUUGUAUUCUUGGUGGAGUACUUUAGAUGAAGAAGCCCCCAUGGAAACAAAUCCAUUAAUGGAAAAAAUAAAUAUAGCCACAUUCUAAGGAGCAGAAAGUAUAUUUUUAAGCUAUAUAUAGUUUAUAAUGAUGAAGUAUAUUAUGAAUCAAUGGAAAAUAUUUAUGCAAGAUUAACAUUUAUUGGUUUAGUGUUUUUUCAUUCAUUAGUAUAUAUGAGUUCAUAUUGGUCAGUUUAAAUGAAAUCAAAAAUUAGAUAUUUUUCUGGAGGGAAUAAACUCAGUUUGAAUAAUAUUAGAAAUUAUAAAUAUUGCAAAGUCUUAUUUAUUAAGCAAUAGAAAUCUUAUAGUGAUAUAGUGACUAUUCAUUAAGAUUAAAAAAAUAAAUAUUGGAUCUACUUUAUGGAAAAUAAGUAUUUUUAUGAUGAGGAAAAAGAAUUGUUUAUCAGAUUAAAACCAAAUGUAAAAUUUAAUCUUGAAAAUUUGGAAAGACAAGAAAAAAUAGAAGAAUAUGAAAAAAAUUCUUUAUUAAUCCCAAUGAAGAAGUUUAGUGAGGUGUUAAAAGAAUAAUUAAUGGAACCUUUUCAUUCUUUCAAAUUUUUAGUGUUUCGUUAUGGUUAUUAGAUGAGAGUAGAAUCUAUGCAUUAUUUACUUUAUCAAUGCUUUUUGUUACAUCCUGUACUGUAGUAAUUCAAAGAAUGA
Paramecium sonneborni is the source of this 782-nucleotide messenger RNA. Lineage: Eukaryota; Ciliophora; Oligohymenophorea; Peniculida; Parameciidae. The record is from the annotation of a GenBank genome assembly.